AUAUACAUUAUGGCUAUAAAGCAGCUGGUUUUUCCUUUCACAGGUACUUGACACUAGAUGAAGUAGACAGAUUAGUUGAUUUGGGCUUUGAAGAUGACAUAAGGGAAGUUUUUGACCACUUUAAAGCUCAAAGGCAAACCUUUCUGUUUUUUUGCUACCAUGCCAACCAAAAUUCAGAAUUUUGCUAGAAGUGCUUUAGUAAAGCCAUUUAUUGUUAAUGUGGGAAGAGCUAGAGCUACAAAUCUUGGCAUGAUUCAAGAAGUUGAGUAUGUGAAGCAAAAGGCAAAGAUUGUAUAUCUUCUUGAAUGCCUACAGAAAACCCCUCCACUGAUCUUAAUAGUUUGUGAGAAUAAGGUUGAUGUGGAUGAUAUUCAUGAAUAUCUUCUCCUGAAAGGAGUGGAAGCUGUUGCCAUUCAUGGAGGCAAGGAUCUGGAAAAGAGAGAAUAUGCCAUUUCAUCCUUCAAAGCUGGCAAGAAAGAUGUCUUGGUUGCAACAGAUGUUGCCUUAAAACGAUUGGAUUUUCCAGAUAGUCAACAUGUGAUUAAUUAUGAUAUGCCUACAAAAAUUGAAAACAAUGUCCAUAGAAUUGGAAAAACUGGGAGAUGUGGUAAAACUGGAAUUGCAACAACAUUUAUAAAUAAAAGUCAAAGUGAGACGACUCUUCUUGAUUUUGAAGCACCUCUUGCAAGAAGCCAAACAAAGGAUUCCACCUGUCUUGGUUGGGCUUAAUAAUCCAAUGGAAGAUGUUGAUGCAAUCACCAAUGCAAGUGGUAUUAAAGGUUGUGCUUAUUGUGGUGGAUUGGGUCAGUGCAUCUGAGAUUGUCCUAAAUUAGAGCAUCAGAAAAGCAUGCAAAUUGCAAGUUCUAGAAAGGAUUAUUUUGGUUCUGGGGUUGUAGAGUGAAGAUCUAAUUUUCAUUACUUCACAUGGUUGACUACUUGAUAGGUAGUUUCUUUAUGUUCUUUUGUUGUGUAUUAUUUUUAGAGGUGGUAUCGGCUAAAAGGAAUUCAUCUUCAAUAUAUUUUGUUCGUUUGCAAUGCUCAAUUUUUCUAUAAAUGGUUUGCACAAUU
Rubroshorea leprosula is the source of this 1068-nucleotide messenger RNA. The record is from the annotation of a GenBank genome assembly. NCBI's taxonomy places the organism in Eukaryota, Viridiplantae, Streptophyta, Magnoliopsida, Malvales, Dipterocarpaceae.